ACUUGUUGAAUAUUGCGUAUUGAGAAUAUGUUCAAUGUACUUUUCUUGUCAAUUCUACUGUUUCAAGGUAAUUUUUGUCGGACGGCGGUUUCGACAAGCGUGGUAUAUGAUAGUAAGGCAUUGGUGAUUGAUGGAAAGCGGAGAAUCCUGCAGUCAGGGUCAGUACAUUAUCCUCGAUCGACACCGGAACUAUGGCCAGAAAUCAUUAGAAAGGCAAAAGAAGGAGGACUGGACGUGAUAGAGACGUAUGUCUUUUGGAAUUAUCACGAGCCUGUGAGAGGAGAGUACUAUUUUGGAGGCAGGUUUGACCUAGUUCGGUUUGUGAAGGAAGUACAUGCAGCCGGUCUUUUUGUGCAUUUGAGAAUUGGGCCCUAUGCUUGUGCGGAAUGGAACUAUGGGGGAUUCCCCAUGUGGUUGCAUUUCAUUCCCGGUAUACAAUUCCGGACAUCAAAUAACCUUUUCAAGGGUGAAAUGGAGCGUUUUCUUGUGAAAAUAGUUAAUCUGAUGAAGGAUGAGAAUCUAUUUGCAACACAAGGGGGACCAAUUAUUCUUGCACAGGUGGAAAAUGAAUAUGGGAAUGUUGAAGGAUCAUAUGGAGUAGCUGGGGUGUUAUAUGUCAAAUGGGCUGCAGAAACAGCCGUUGGUCUUAACACUACUGUUCCUUGGGUAAUGUGUCAACAGGAAGAUGCACCUGAUCCAAUCAUUAACACUUGCAAUGGGUUUUAUUGUGACCGAUGGUCUCCAAACUCACCAUUCAAACCAAAAAUGUGGACGGAGAAUUAUGCUGGGUGGUUCCUUUCAUUUGGAUAUGCUGUUCCUUUUCGACCUGUUGAAGACUUAGCUUUUGCUGUUGCUCGAUUUUUUGAAACAGGUGGCACUUUCCAAAACUAUUAUAUGUAUUUUGGUGGCACCAACUUUGGUAGAACAGCUGGAGGACCACUGAUUGCAACCAGUUAUGAUUAUGAUGCUCCAAUAAAUGAGUAUGGUUAUAUCAAUCAGCCAAAGUGGGGCCACCUACGUGACCUUCAUAUUGCUGUAAAGAAGUGUGAGGAGCAUUUGGUAAAUGCCAAUGCAACUCAAAUUUCCCUUGGUCAGAAUCUUGAGGCACACGUAUACUACAAAUCUUUCAAUGACUGUGCUGCCUUUCUUGCUAAUUAUGAUAGCUCCUCAAAUGCAACUGUUAACUUCAGAGGGAGAUCUUACUUUCUUCCUGCAUGGUCUGUGAGCAUUCUUCCAGAUUGUGUAAACGUCAUAUUCAACACAGCCAAGGUUGUUUCACAAGUAACCCUAGAUGAUGAUUCUUCUAUUUGGGACGUAACCAUGCCAUCAUCUUCUUGGAGUUGGUAUAAAGAAAAAGUGGGCAUUUGGAGUAACAACUCGUUUGAGGCUUCAGGUUUACUGGAGCAGAUAAAUACAACCAAAGAUUCAAGUGAUUUUCUAUGGUAUACCACAAGCAUUAAUGUGGAUGAAAAAACUGUGGAAAAUCAAACAAAAGAAGUAGGGUUGCUUAUCAUGAGCUUGGGACAUGCUGCUUUUCUCUUUGUAAACAAAAAACCAGUUGGGUUCAGUUAUGGAAAUCAUGAUGAUGCUAGCUUCACACUUACUGCUAAAAUAAACCUUCACAGUGGAAACAACACAUUAGAUGUGCUGAGUAUGAUGAUUGGUCUGCAGAAUUAUGGGCCGUGGUUUGAUAUCCAAGGGGCGGGACUAUAUUCUGUCAUUCUUAUGGAUUUGGAGGGCUCCAAAGCAGACCUUUCCAAUAUGCAAUGGACUUACCAGGUUGGACUCGAAGGCGAGUUCCUUGAACUGGAGAAUGUAUCUAUGGCAAAUAGUUCAGUAUGGAUCCAGGGAAGUGCAAUACCUACCAACCAGAGCUUGUUAUGGUACAAGACUGUCUUCGAUGCCCCAGAAGGUAACGGUCCCGUGGCGUUGAAUCUUUCCGGCAUGGGGAAGGGUCAAGCAUGGAUAAAUGGUCAGAGUAUAGGCAGAUAUUGGUCUUCAAAUCUCUCACCAUCAAAUGGAUGUUCAGAGAAUUGUGAUUACAGAGGAACUUACAAUGCCGGAAAAUGUUUGAAGAAGUGUGGCCAACCUGCUCAGACACUGUACCACAUUCCGCGCCCUUGGCUAAAUCCCGGCAAGAACUUACUAGUCAUCCAUGAAGAACUCGGAGGUGAUCCUUCGACUAUCUCUUUGGUUGCCCAAAAUAGGCAACGAAUAUGCAAUCGUGUAUCAGAGACUGACCUUCCGCCUGCUGAUACUUGGGAAUCGGGUGAGGAUUUUGCAUCUAGGAUACCGGAGCUUCGACUGACCUGUGAAACAGGGUGGCGUAUAGCUUCGAUUCGAUUUGCCAGCUUUGGGACUCCAGAAGGAAACUGUGGAGCAGUGAAACAAGGAACUUGCCAUACUGAUGUCUCGUCGAUUGUUCACAAGGCAUGUGUCGGUAAGUCGGGAUGUUCGAUUCCAGUCUCCGGAGCUGAACUUGGGGACCCAUGUCCGAAUGUUGCGAAAACUCUAGCAGUUGAAGCCCUUUGUACAGCAUGAGUUCAAUCUACUUU
This is a messenger RNA of Andrographis paniculata, 2555 nucleotides long. Its product is annotated as beta-galactosidase 6-like. Gene Ontology annotation, biological process: carbohydrate metabolic process. The record is from RefSeq and is a predicted model, not a curated record. The transcript has 19 exons. NCBI's taxonomy places the organism in Eukaryota, Viridiplantae, Streptophyta, Magnoliopsida, Lamiales, Acanthaceae. Gene Ontology annotation, cellular component: vacuole; cell wall. Bases 28 to 2541 code for a protein of 837 amino acids. Gene Ontology annotation, molecular function: carbohydrate binding; beta-galactosidase activity.